Messenger RNA from Lingula anatina, 3468 nucleotides. RefSeq names its product guanine nucleotide-binding protein G(i) subunit alpha-like. Gene Ontology annotation, cellular component: cytoplasm; heterotrimeric G-protein complex. The record is from RefSeq and is a predicted model, not a curated record. Gene Ontology annotation, molecular function: GTP binding; GTPase activity; G-protein beta/gamma-subunit complex binding. Gene Ontology annotation, biological process: adenylate cyclase-modulating G protein-coupled receptor signaling pathway. NCBI's taxonomy places the organism in Eukaryota, Metazoa, Brachiopoda, Lingulata, Lingulida, Lingulidae.
GCAAUCAUUUAAUGCCGUACAUUUCCUGCCUUCUCGUCACUUGCAGAGAGAGGAGGAUCCUUUUCAUAUUCGGAUGAGAGAUCGAGAAAGAGCAGAGAGGGAGGAGAACUUAAAAUGAAUAUCAUCAGUCAAUGAUAUCGGUGCAAGGAUACUUAUUUUAUCGACAAUUAUGAAAUCCGCGAUUCAAAAAUUGGGAGAUCCAGUAUAACACUGCAGUUUGCAAGAAUUGAUUGAGCACCUCUGACUUUGCUCUAGAAAUCUACAUGUAGUCUAGAAUUGCAGUGAAGGAAUUAGUACGUGUUAUUCGUCGUAAGAGGAUAUAUAAGUAUGCGAAUACAGUACUUUAGUGAUCAAACAGACGGAAGUAAGAUAAAAACGUGUGACGUGAUACUGACAACAUGUCAUACACGUCCAGGUAAAUAUAGUGACUGAGACCUAUGAUGCUACGGAGGAGCUGAUACACGCAAACGGUUGCUUUCGCAGGAACGGGCCUCAAAAUACUCGUGUGUGAGCACAUACAACAGUUACUUGUGACACCGUGUCAGGAGGAUUAUCGAAGUAGGCCUACUUAAGGAAUACCGAAGUCGAAAUUUUGAAGUAAUUCUAACUGCCAAAUUAGACGAGUAUAUUGCCAGAGAUACAGGUCGCUUGAGAUUAAGGUCAUGCAAUAACAGCCGACAAAGUGAAAAAGCAAUCUAGCAAAAUCACAGUAACUCAACCUACUUCCAGUUUGGGAAUGCACUCCCCUACCGGGUGGUCCCCCCUCCCCUCCCCCCAUGAAAUAUAUUCAAUCAAUAUUGUUGCGGUCAUAGUAAGCCAGUCAUAAAAUUAGCAUUUUUUAACAAAAUAUUAAAAGUCUGUGUUGAAAUGUUCCAUGCAUCUGUAUCAUUGGUUACGUAAUUUCGCUACUCCAUUCGAUAUGAUAGUGGUAAUUGGGACACUCAAAAGUUUAUUAUCAAAACACCUAUAAGCCUAUUGCUAUUAGCGACAAAACCAAAUGAAUUCUGCAUCGCUUCGUGUAGCAAAAGUAGUUACUAGCAGCGACGUGCACUGUGUCUGAUUUGUUGUUAAAACUUAAACCUUUUUUCCGUUCAUUUGACAGCCGUGAUAGGAAUGGUAGUCCUAGGAAUGGAAGUCGGGGUCCUUUAUGUUUAGUGCAAGUUAUAGGAUUAGUCGGAGUAUUGGGGUUAGUGUAUAGAAUGAAUGUCACCUGUACAAAGUAAUGGGGAACGGACUACGAUUCCUGGCGGACUACUAUUUCUGUCACGCCGACACUAGGUUCGCAUGCUUGUUUUGUGCGUAACAGCACAACUUUAGCGUAUCUGUUCAGCCCAAUAAAUGUGCACAGAGAUAUUGUCGUGACUAUAUAUUCAGCCUUGUCCUAAAAUGCACAACUGUAAAUCUUGUCCUACAAAUCUCACGCGCACACUUGUAGAAUUUAAAACAUCGUGGACGCAUCCUUGAGGUGCUAUUAAAAUCAACAACUUACCUCAAUGAUUUCUGUUUAAAAUAAGACCAUAUCCUAGUUAUUCACCCACCAAUUCACCAUGGGGGUUCCUGUGAGCGUCCAGCGUGCGACCAAGGUGCAGCGAAAGCAAAAUGAGGCUAUUGAAGAAUACCUUCAACGCAGCAAACUCGAAGAAGCUCAAUCAGUAAAACUACUUCUUUUAGGCGCAGCGGAGUCUGGAAAGAGCACCUUCGCAAAGCAAAUGAAGAUUAUCCACAUGAAUGGAUUUACGGACGAGGACCGAUGUUUUUACAGAGCACAAAUAGUGGACAAUUUAGUGGAGAACAUGUGCUGUAUAUUGCAUGCGAUGAAAAAGCUACAGAUACCAUUGGAACAUGGAACACGAGAGAUCGAUGCAAACAUAGUGCUGAAGUAUGCCCCAUUAAUAAAGCAAGAUGUCGGUUGCCUGUUACCGUCAGUGGCCGAUGCCAUCAAAACACUUUGGUCAGACGCAGGAGUUCAAGAAGCCUUCAAGCGCGCGUCGGAGUUCCAUAUCGGUGAUUCAGCUCAAUACUACUUCGACAACGUAGACCGCAUUUCCUUACCCGGCUACAUCCCGAAUGAGCAAGAUGUCCUAAGAGCCCGAGUGCGGACCACAGGAAUCAUACAAACUGUGUUCCCAUUAAGGGGCUUUAACUUCAAAUUGUUUGAUGUAGGGGGCCAAAGGUCAGAGCGGCGAAAAUGGAUACACGUCUUCGAUAAUGUGACGGCCAUUUUGUUUACCUGUGCGUUAAGUGAAUACGACCAAGUACUCGUAGAAGACAGUGCAGUGAACCGUAUGCAUGAGAGCAUGUGCCUUUUUAGCUCCAUUUGCAAUUAUGCGCUUUUUCAAAAGACCCCCAUGAUUCUCCUACUCAACAAAAAAGAUAUUUUCGAAAAGAAGAUCUUGACUUCACCACUCAGUACUUGCUUCAAAAACUACCAAGGAAAGAACACUUUUGAUGAGGCGGCAAAUUAUAUCAGAAAAAAGUUUGAAGGAUUAGCAAGGACCAAGAAAGAGAUUUACGUACAUUACACAAAUGCAACAGACACAUCAAAUAUUAACUUUGUAUUUGACGCGUCAAUGGCUGUGUUCAUACGGCAAAACUUACAAGAUGUGGGGAUGUUUUGAUCUUCGUUCACGAUACCAACGUAACAUAAAGGGGUGAACAGUUUAUUACCAUAAGCAGAGACAGAGAGUCAAUGAAAGUUGCAAACUAUGGGACAAAAAAGGAUUUAACUAAUUUGAAUGUAUUUGAAUUCUUGAACAAGCAUUCCAUCAAACACCCGUGCAAUUCCCACGUACCGGUAGUCAAGUACAGGUCUAAAGGAAACGGGAUGUUUUUUUUUUAUAAAAUCAUAUUAUAUUAUAUAGCCCACUGUGCCUAUAAUUGGUCAAAGCUACCACUAUGGCUUAAGCCUAGAUUACAUUUGCCCCGGGCGCAGUACAAUAAAAUCGUCUUCGAUUUUACGUACGAUAUUUUUGACAUCGUGAGUAGCAAUGUCGUGUUCCUUUACACGGUGGGUGCCGUGACAUUUCUUCGACGUGACCUUGAGGUCACGGGGGAAAUCGGCUUUUCGGCUGAAAAGUGGUCGUACGGAGCUCUUUUAGAAAGUUACCGCACGCCUUCAGUGCGCUUUUUUUGCAGAUUGACGCUUUGACGGUGCAGUGCCCUACGAUUUUCAACCCAUGAGGUAAGAAGAAGGAAAAGCACAAAUCAAAUACAUGCAAAAUGUCCACACGCAAGUUAAAACAUUUGUACUAUCGUUAUGCCUUCCAAAAAUGGUUGAAAAGAACAACAAUAAUCACGGUCGCCGCAAGACCACUGAACAAAGCCAGAACCGGACCUGCGUUGCUCUAUACGAUAAUACUUCGGUCUACGGGCUUACGAUGUUAAAAUUUUGUCAAAAGUUAUGUUUGUCAAAUUCAUAGAGGCUUUGGAGGCGAAUCCGUGCGAUUUUGUGCGAUUUCGCACUACCAC